Podarcis raffonei (Aeolian wall lizard) is the source of this 1620-nucleotide messenger RNA. RefSeq names its product vomeronasal type-2 receptor 26-like. Bases 780 to 1379 code for a protein of 199 amino acids. The record is from RefSeq and is a predicted model, not a curated record. NCBI's taxonomy places the organism in Eukaryota, Metazoa, Chordata, Lepidosauria, Squamata, Lacertidae. Gene Ontology annotation, cellular component: membrane. Gene Ontology annotation, biological process: G protein-coupled receptor signaling pathway. Gene Ontology annotation, molecular function: G protein-coupled receptor activity. The transcript has a single exon.
AAAAUCUGGUAACCGUAAUAGGCAAGUGCAGACUUCUUUCAUUAUGUCCUUUUACUGCUUAGCUCUGCUGGCCUCAACAUCCCCCUGAAUUUCGCUGUAACUAGAAGAAUUUUCAAAACGUAUUCCAGAAUUGCAACGUGUAGGAUUUGCUAUAGUUCUAUGUAACUUUGCAGUUCUAAGUUUCUUUGCAGCUUGCUUCCCUGUUUCAAAAAAUGUGUUUUGUAACUUUUAAGAUUCUGAUCUUUUGCAAUAAAAGGUCAAAAUAGAGCAGAAUCUCAGAGAUUUUGAGCAAUAAGAAGGAGAAUAGGGCAGGCCAACACAAAAUAAUAUUUAUAACGAGGGUCUACACCUCUGAUUUCUUCUCCUGCCAUCCCCACCUACCAUGCACACCAGCCUGGUGUAUGUGUGUGUGUGUGGAUGAAAAUAAAGCUAUAUUAGAUAUACUCAAAUAGUGCUUGCUAAUUCCAGAUGCUGCUAACUGUGCCCAGUGCCCAGAAGAUCAAUACCCAAGCAAGGACCAAGACCAGUGUAUUGCCAAGAAAAUCAACUUCCUUUCGUAUCACGAGGCUUUGGGAUUUGUUUUAGCUUCUCUGGCUCUUUUCCUUUCUCUAAUCACCUCAUUAAUCCUGGUAACCUUCAUUAAAAACAAGGACACCCCAAUUGUCAGAGCCAAUAACCGCAACCUCACUUAUAUCCUCCUUGUCUCCCUCCUGCUCUGCUUCCUCUGCUCCUUCCUCUUCAUUGGUCGACCCAAAAAAGUCACCUGUCUUCUCCGGCAAAUGGCUUUUGGAAUCACCUUCUCUGUUGCCAUUUCUUCCAUUUUGGCAAAAACCGUCACGGUAGUUCUGGCCUUCAUGGCCACCAAGCCAGGAAACGUGGCCAGAAAACUCUUGAAGACACAAUUAGCAAGCACCAUUGUCCUGGUCUGUUCCCUCAUUCAAGCAGUUAUCUGUGCCAUCUGGCUGGCAACCUCUCCCCCAUUCCCAAACCUGGAUUUCUACUCCAUGGCUGUGGAGGUUGUAGUGGAAUGCAAUGAAGGCUCCGUCACCAUGUUUUACUCUGUCCUGAGUUACAUGGGUUUCCUGGCCCUCAUCAGUUUCACAGUAGCCUUCCUAGCUAGGAAGUUGCCUGACAGCUUUAACGAAGCCAAAUUUAUCACCUUCAGCAUGCUGGUCUUUUGCAGUGUUUGGAUCUCCUUUGUGCCCACCUACCUGAGCACCAAAGGGAAGUUCAUGGUGGCCGUGGAGAUCUUCUCCAUCUUGGCCUCUGGUGCUGGUCUCUUGGGUUGCAUCUUUCUCCCCAAAUGCUACAUUAUUCUCCUGAGACCUAACCUCAACAGCAGAGAGCAUCUAAUAAGAAAGAAAUAUCAAGGAGCUUAAGAAACUAAAUAUCUCAUAACUUCCUAUACAAAGAAACUGGUUGAACUAUUCUUUAGCUAAUGUGAUCAGGUUUAACUACCAGACUUUUACAAGACAUCUGAAGGCAGCUCUGUUUAGGGAAGCUUUUAAUGUUUAAUAGACUAUUGUAUUUUAAUAUUCUGUUGAAAGCCGCCCAGAGUGGCUGGGAAAACCCAGCCAGAUGGGUGGGGUAUAAAUAAUAAAUUAUUAUUAUUAUUAUUAU